Lemur catta (Ring-tailed lemur) is the source of this 1887-nucleotide messenger RNA. It is a transcript of the gene CREB3L3, whose product is annotated as cAMP responsive element binding protein 3 like 3. Gene Ontology annotation, biological process: regulation of transcription by RNA polymerase II. The transcript is spliced from 10 exons. Bases 79 to 1452 code for a protein of 457 amino acids. NCBI's taxonomy places the organism in Eukaryota, Metazoa, Chordata, Mammalia, Primates, Lemuridae. Gene Ontology annotation, molecular function: RNA polymerase II cis-regulatory region sequence-specific DNA binding; DNA-binding transcription factor activity, RNA polymerase II-specific. Gene Ontology annotation, cellular component: nucleus. The record is from RefSeq and is a predicted model, not a curated record.
GCCGCAGAGAGGAGCGAGCCGGCGAGGAGCGCUGGUGGUGGGGUCCCUGGACGUGUCCGGGGGCAGCGCGGGCGGGACAUGAGCGGGGACUCGGCAGCUGGCAAGAUGGCUUUCUCCGUCUGUCCCACGGGACCCGCCGACAGCCUGGAGCUCCUGGACCUCCUGUUCGACCGGCAGGACGGCAUCCUGCGACACGUUGAGCUGGGCGAGGACUGGGGCGGCGUCGAGGACCAGCAGAUGUUGCCAGGCCCUGACCCCGAUGACUUCCUCAGCUCCAUCCUGGGCUCGGGAGAUUCAGCGCCCAGCUCCCCACUCUGGUCUCCCGCGGCUAGUGACAGCGGCAUCUCCGAAGACCUGCCCUCCGACCCCCAGGACACCCCUCCACGCAGCGGACUCUCCACCAGCCCAGCUGGCUGCCGUCCUGCCGGGCCCUGCCCCAACUACCGUCCCAGCCCCCUCUGCCCCUCCAGGCCCCCAGGGCCAGUCAUCCAAGUGCUGGAGUCCUCGGUGGCCAUAGACCUGGGAACAUGGAGCCCAGGAGGAAGCCUGUAUGCUGAGGAGCUGGCCGAGCCGGUGGACUUGCCCCCACGCUGCAACCUCACGGUCAAAGACCUCCUCCUUUCCGGCAGCAGCGGGGACUUGCAGCAGCAUCACCUGGCAGCCCCCCACAUGCUGCGACCUGGGACAGGGCACUGUCAGGAGUUGGUGCUGACAGAGGACGAGAAGAAGCUUCUGGCCAAAGAGGGCAUCACUCUGCCCACCCAACUGCCCCUCACCAAGUAUGAGGAGCGAAUGCUGAAAAAGAUCCGCCGGAAGAUACGAAAUAAACAGUCAGCCCAAGAAAGCAGGAAAAAGAAGAAGGAAUAUAUCGAUGGUUUGGAGACUCGGAUGUCAGCCUGCACUGCCCAUAAUCAAGAGUUGCAGAGGAAAGUCUUGCACCUUGAGAAGCAAAAUCUGUCCCUCUUGGAGCAGCUGAAGAAACUCCAGGCCAUUGUGGUCCAGUCUACCAGCAAGUCUGUCCAGACGGGCACCUGCAUAGCAGUCCUGUUGCUGUCUUUUGCCCUCAUCAUCCUCCCCUCCAUCAGCCCUUUCGCCACCAACAAAGCCGAGAGCCCCGGGGACUUUGCACCCAUGCGAGUCUUUUCCAGAACUUUGCACAACGACGCUGCCUCCCGCGUGGCCCCCGACGCCGUGCCAGGCUCCGAGGCCCCAGGACCCCAGCCCGAGGCUGGCACGCCCCACGGAGAGUCUCCAGGCAGCCCCGGGGUGGACUGGGGCAUCCGGGACACGCUGGCGCGGAGCAAUUCGACACGGGAGCUGGACAACUCGACCCUGGUCCUGGGCAACUCCACGGAGGAGCUGGGCCGGGCCACCCUGCUGGACUGGGUGGCGCGUGAGUCUGUCCUCAGCCCAGGACUCUCGGGGCUGGAGGCGGCGGGGGACGAGCUCUGAGCCCCACCGGGAACGUGCUCCCAGGCCCCUCUGCCCAAGGCUGCUUCCGGGGUGCUUCAGUGGACAGUGACAGGCCCGGGGAGAGGGGGUGAGGUGGUGACCUCGGCGCAGAGGCCAGGGGGGGAGGCGCGGACUCACAGCCACACACCCAGGGACUGCCUGAGGCCACCGGAGACACAGGGCAGGGGUUGGGCUUUUCACAGAGCCAGGCACAGAAGGAAACAGACUGACACAGACACGGGGACACACACGCACAUGCACAGACACAACAGGUGCCCCAGUGACUCCCCCAGCCGGGUCCCCUCCCUGCCUCCGUCGCACUUAGGGAGGAGGAAGCGGCGGAGGCUGCAGGGAGCCUGGCCCCGGAGCCACCACGGCCGGCCGCAGUGGGCGCCUUCGCUGGGACUGCCCGAUCCUUAAUAAAGUAUUUUGACA